Messenger RNA from Fopius arisanus, 3336 nucleotides. RefSeq lists its product as uncharacterized. The record is from RefSeq and is a predicted model, not a curated record. Bases 1530 to 3314 code for a protein of 594 amino acids. The transcript has 6 exons. NCBI's taxonomy places the organism in Eukaryota, Metazoa, Arthropoda, Insecta, Hymenoptera, Braconidae.
CUUCGCGUCCGCCGGUCCCACCGCAUCUCCAUACCCCAAAAUAGUGACCAUUUAUUCCACCGUAAUUUUCACUUGUGGAAAGGAACUGAAGAAAGAGGCGUAAUAUGAUGAGUGAUAAUUCAUGGAAAAAAUGAUGUGCGAUGGUAAACGACUGGAUCGAAUAAAAAUGGCAGGUCGAACGUUGGAGUAGAGUGUAGAAGUAGCAGUAAAUCAUAAACGCCACGGGGAAUCGAGUAGAAGGAGAUAAGUGCCCCAGCGUGCUAGUGGAUUUGCCGAUCGCAAGGGCACCAAGUGCAUAUCCCCGGACCCCCCUGGGGUGUGUAACGCUGUGUCCAGUUAAAUCGAUCGAAUGGCGUGGUUAUCACCUGCACAAAAAUCGAGCACACGCCGUAUCAACGACGAAAUUCGGAUGAUUUAUGAGAUGGUGUCAUGGGGAAUAACCACAGGAAAUUGGCAUUCAGGUGGAGAAUUGAUUCACAAUCUCUACAGCGAAUUUUCAACUGAAUGACGCACGAUCGGUCACAGAGAAUUCCGAUUGAUUGCGACAUUAUUAAGGAUACGACAACCGGUUUACUUUAAUAGUAAGUGGUGAAUAAUCAUUGGAGUGAGUGAAUGGGGGGAGUACAGUACUGACUGGACAAAAGUACAUGAAAUUCUCGUGAUAUAAGUAUUAAAAUUCAUGCGUGCAUGACCGAUUCCCUUCAUUUCGAUCCGGUCUGUUCGUUUCUUCAUUGGGACCCAUCACUCGGUCUACUGUAGCAGCAUCUCGUGGUCGCAAUGUACCUGCGGAAAAUUGCGACUGAGUAAAUGAUAAGGAGGGCAACAGGGGCGGAUAAUUGCAACUCUCCGUUGAGCACAACGAUCUCUCCUCGCUGCGUUCCGUUGCUCCUGCGGCAACGGAUUCCGAUCAGUGAGUUAGAAGUUUACUCUUGCCCAGCUCCCGAUGAUUUUACACAUGCAUCUAUCCACACCAACGGAAUAAACCAGACGAAAGCAGACUUACAUAUCGAUAUAUCCAUUAUAUUGAUAAUCACCAACAAUUGAAACCGUUGAAACUGCUCGGAAAAAUGAUAAUUCAAGUACAUCGAAUAGCUGAAGAAAGUGAUUUGAAAACAGCAAUUUUAUCCACUUGACUAACCACGACGGAGAAAACUCAAGGAGUAAAUUGGUCUUGUGUUUCACAGAUGAUUUGAUUCUUCCGUGAGCCGUGACAACGAGUACUGCCAUUCCAGGAUUUUUAUACUCUCAAUUGUUUUAUCCGUGUGGAUAAAAAAAAAGGGAAAAAGUGACAGUGACGGUGCAACACAUCUUCACCUUUCUCUCGUGACUCGAUCAGUGAGUGUGACAUAAUUGAAGAAAGUGUAACCGGAAUUUAAUACCUGUUGUUAUCAACCGGCAAGUCAAGCAGGUUCACCUUCCGCUUUAUUAGUGGACGAGAUACUAUUGGAGAAAAUGAUUUUUUAUUGACAUUUACAAGUGACUGAUAAGGCUGUGAUAAUAUUUCGUGAUUAUCUGAUAGAUCAAUCAAGAUGUCGUCGAACAGUGAAUUUUCAUCGAUGUCAAGUGGAGAAAUUCCGUCAUUACCUAAAUCUCUGCCUAGCUCACGUGAAGCAACAGCUGAGGGUAAUUCAAGUUCGUCGGGUGGAUUUAUGCCACUGCGUGAGUUUCUCGAUCGAUUCUCAUUACCAAGAGUCGUGAGACUUGAAGCAACUGGUGGUCGACCAGUAUUACUCUACAAACAACAGCAUCGAUCGUUACGUGUCACUGCCACACUGCUAAUUCAUCGUUAUCGUCAUGACGUUAAAAUCGGACCGGAAAUUGUCAUUCCCGAGGGAUAUCCUGGAUGGUUUUCAGUGGUGUCAGGUAGCAACGCAAUGGGCAAUGCACGAGUAUAUCGCCGGAUCGAGAACCUAGUGCGUGCCGGGGUACCAGCUUUUCUUCUUGCGGCGCCACUACGUGCCUACACCCUCACGCACUCCAAGAUGGGGGAUGGAAAUCUACGGGCUCACUACACGAAGACGACGAUUCGUGCUGGUGAAGUGCUGCGAUUAAUAGCGGUCUUUCAAGACACGAGAAAAUACAGUGCCUUUGGUAUCACCGGUGGAACAGCAGAGAAAGACCAAUACGCCCAGUGUUUAAAUUCUCACGGUCGCGAGGUCUUUGCGGCAUUAUCAUCGCGCGGUGAAUUUUACGCAAUAUGCCAGAGUAGCAAUGCGGACACAGGAAGCGAUGCUGUUCUCUACAGGGUGCAUCAUCUUGUGAAACGGGCGUUGCCCCUCAGGGUACGACUGGUAGCGGGUCCACUUCCGGUGCCAUUGCCAAGAGAAUAUGGUGGUCUCAUGCAACUGGAAACCUCCACGAGGGGCUCAAUUGUCCUUGGUUGUGUUGUACCUGAACGGCCCGUUCAUAAUCCUGAGAUGCUGGAGCUCGUUGCAUCUGGUAAUGGCGCACCAAGAGUCAGGAGAGCAACAUUAGGAUAUCCUUCUGAAGCUAGACUACUCACUUCCCCAAAGAUGCAACGAUUACUCGCUGCCUGCAGCCGAGCAGUUGGAGAUCGGGCAACGGAGCCUCGAGUGGCCCCUCAAAAAAUUCCAACCACAAACUCAAGUACUCCAAUUAAUGAAGAAGGACGGGAGAUGCAUUUAAAAAAGAUAAAACCAAGAGGCGAGACAAAACCCAUCCUCCAGAGUUUACGUGAUGGUAUUGAACACCUGAAGAAAACAACAGUACGUGAACGGAGUCAGAGCCGCAAUCAAAAUUCAUCAAAUGGUUUCUUAGAACGUAUAACGAAACUAACACACGUCGGUGGUCGUAACAGAAAUCCAGCGAAAAAAUCAGCGUCAUUUACAUUUGCAGUGAAACCGGAAAUUGUUGUCAAGGCCAAGGAGCGGUACUCGAGUUUAGAAGCGGAUGUCACGUCCCAGAAUCAUCAUGCCAAUUCAAAAUUACCAGUUCAAAGAUCGAUUUCAACGAGUGUCCUUGAAACACCAGUUCACGUUGAAUUGCAGCCUAAUUACUCGAGGGUGAGAGACAGUUUAAUGCCCCUACCGACCCCACCACCAAAACACACACAUAUAUCCACAAAGCCAGACAAUAUUUAUGCUGAAAUAUGUGAGACUGAGACGAGUAACAAGGUGCAGGAAUGUCCAGGCAGUCAUGUCAUUGCUAGAAUCAAGAUUAUUGUUAAGAGUGGUGACUCUUAUCUCCAAGAGGAUGAGCAAGAAGAGAGGUAUGCUAAUUCAAUGAUUACUACUCAACAGAUUGAUUCUAUCAUCCACACAGAAGAUGAUGUUAUUUACAACACCAUUUUCUGAUAACUUAAAGUGUAAAAUGCCA